This is a messenger RNA of Lymnaea stagnalis (great pond snail), 27170 nucleotides long. NCBI's taxonomy places the organism in Eukaryota, Metazoa, Mollusca, Gastropoda, Lymnaeidae. The record is from the annotation of a GenBank genome assembly.
AUCCCGAUCUCAAAUGUCUCGUGAUUUUCAGUGAAGUCAAAGUGAAAGACUUUGAGUUAGUCAGGCUCAAGUGAUUCGUGUCUACUGAAUUGUACAGAAAGUCCAAGAUGUCUUACAAGCACCAGCAAGGGAAACGGGGUACCUUUCUGGACAAUGUCAUUCUGAGUAAGUCAGUCAAAAUGAUCGGCUAAAUUAACAAAGCAAUUAGCAGAAGUCUGAUACAUUUCAGACCUGUUUAUCCCCGGGUUAGUGUCAUAGCAGUUUUCAACUCUCAAAAAACGUAAUUUCAAGCUCCAAGGAGUAGUCUGGUCAAUUAGUGUUUCUGGGAGAAUGUUUACAUUCAAAAUACAUCUUGUGUCAGGGAAUCCACUCAGCUACUUAUAAAAGUUAACAUAAGGAAACCUACAAGCGUAAUUUAAGAGAGAGCGGCCCGAGUCUAUUUCCAUGGCCGCCAUCUUGGUUGCCUCGACCCGCCCACUUUUACGUGUUCAUGGGUCGAGGCAACCAAGAUGGCGGCAAUGGAAAAAUAAAAUAAUUCACGUUUGCUAAAAUUUGGAACAAAAAUUUUAAAAUGUAUGAAAAAAUUGUCUGAAAUCGAUCCCUAUGCCUAACCAGAACCCUAAAUCUAUCCCUAUCCCUAACCCUAUAUCGAUCCCUAUGCCUAACCCUAACCCUAAAUCUAUCCCUAUGCCUAACCCUAACCCUAAAUCGAUCCCUAUGCCUAACCCUAACCCUAAAUCGAUCCCUAUGCCUAACCCUAACCCUAAAUCGAUCCCUAUGCCUAACCCUAACCCUAAAUCGAUCCCUAAGCAUAACCUGAACCCUCAAAACUAGCCGUAAAUCCACAAGCGAAAACAUGGGGAAUUUCACACUUUGGCAAGAAAACUAUAUAAAUUAACAAAAAACAAUUAAAAAGGGCCCCAAAUAAUUAUAAACUGAAGAAAUAAUGAAAAUCCAAAUUACAGUUUCAUGAAAUACACUUUUACACACUUUAUUUCAUGUUCCAAGGAAAAUAUAGCCACAAAAUGAAUAAAUCUCCACACCCCACAGGCAACCCAAAGACAUCAAAUAUGGCGGAACAACCGAAAUAUGAUAAUGAGCCAACCAAUGAAAAUUUUACAAUUAUAAUUAAUCAACCAAUAAAAUUUUAAUUCCGAAAAUGUAACUCUUUUAACAAAAAAUACGAAAAAAAUAAGGGGAGUGAAUCCAAAACAAAGACGUCGUGGGCCGCUCAAUCUGAAACAGCCCCUGCAAGUUAUUGUUCUCCGAUUUGUUGAAGGAUGUCGCUCUUAUUCGAUUGCUUACAGCAGUGGUUCUCAACCUUCCUAACGCCACGACCCUUUAUUACAGUUCCCCGUGUUGUGGCGACCCCCCAACUACAAAAUCAUUUUCGUUGCCACUUCAUAACUCUGGAGUGUAUGUGUCUUCCGAUGGUCUUAGGUGACCCCCUGUCAAAGAGUCGUUCAACCCCCAAAGGGGUCGCGACGCUGGUUUGCGGUGUAAACUCAGAAAGUGUGGAGACUUUUUUACUAAAAGGUACCCAAUUAUUUUUUAGUAACAAUUAACCAAGUAAAUGAAGUAACUCCAACAACCGUAGUUUUUUUUUUUUAGGCUCAUCAUAGUGCCUUAGUAUUAGUGUUACGCCCUGCUGUCUAUAGGGAGAUUUUAAUCUCCUAUUUAAGGGUAUGGCUCGUUCCCAAAACAGUGCAUAACAAAAGACGAUACCAAUUGAUAAAAACUAACCGAAAAAUACGAAACUCGAAACAGGGCUAAUUACAAUUAAUACGUUUUAUUACGUUACUAAUAAAUUACAAAAUAAAAGAAAUAUAAUUACAAUCAUUAACUUAAAGAGAACUGUUUUUUCCUGUACCGGUACAAGGUUGAUGAUAGCACAAUGUGCAAACAGUACAACGAUGAAUAGGAAUUCACACAUAUAAAUAAACAAAACUCUAGCAAGAAUAACACACUCUAAAAAUAACUCGUCUGUCGUCCCGUAAAGUAAAACCUCUCGCGACAAAAUACUCUGCCCAAAAAUCUAUCGUGUCCCCUUUUUAUAGUCCAUUCUACUGAUGCAACUGGAACCGCCUUACACGUUGUUUUCCUUUCCAGUUAACUCCAGAUUUUUCUACAAAAUUCUAAUAGAACAGGCUAUUAAUUUUAUUUAGGUCAAGAUCCUAUUUUUAGCUAGCCACACCUUAAAUGCGGUGUUGAGCUUGUUGUCUGCUAGAGUUGACAGCAGGGGGAAAUGUGGCGUAAAAAUGUCGUCUACGUAAAAUUUAGGCUUAAAAACAUUUUCUACGGCGAAAGCGUAGCGAUAAACUGGUCUGUAUUUUAAACGUAAAAUCAACACUGUAUUAGCUUACAGAGAUCCUUAAACUGUGAAAACAACUGUGUAAUCAUAGCAUUAGCAUUUCAAGUUUUAGAACACGUUCAGAUUAAACGAAAUUGUUAUACUCGAGAGAUUGAGCUGCAUAAAGGGAAAUUGAGUCACGCCUCGUGGAAAGGCUGGAAAAAAGAGAAAAAACAACUAUAGUAUCGGCUAAAUGCCUUCCCAUAUCAAGUGUAAAAAAUUCCUUUAAAAUAUUUUUGUGCAACAAACCAGUAAGAGCGUAUCUGUUUGGACGGAGCAUGAGCUGUUGGAUCUUUUAUGACCAGUGGGCUAUUUUAUGACUAGUGGGCUGUAUUAUGACAAGUGGGCUGUGGGCUGUUUUAUGACAAGUGGGCUGUUUUAUGACAAGUGGGCUGUUUAUGACAAGUGGGCUGUUUGAUGACAAGUGGGUUGUUUUAUGACAAGUGGUCUGUUUUAUGACAAGUGGGCUGUUUUAUGACAAGUGGGCUGUUUUAUAACAAGUGGGUUAUUUUAUAACAAGUGGGUUGUUUUAUGACAAGUGGGUUGUUUGAUAAGUGGGCUGUUUUAUGACAAGUGAGCUGUUUUAUGACAAGUGGGCUGUUUUAUGACAAGUGGGUUGUUUUAUGACAAGUGGGUUGUUUUAUGACAAGUGGGUUGUUUUAUGACAAGUGGGUUGUUUGAUAAGUGGGCUGUUUUAUGACUAGUGGGUUGUUUGAUAAGUGGGCUGUUUUAUGACUAGUGGGUUGUUUGAUAAGUGGGCUGUUUUAUGACUAGUGGGCUGUUUUAUGACAAGUGGGCUGUUUUAUGACUAGUGGGCUGUUUUAUGACAAGUGGGCUGUUUGAUGACAAGUGGGUUGUUUGAUGACAAGUGGGUUGUUUGAUGACAAGUGGGUUGUUUGAUAAGUGGGCUGUUUUAUGACUAGCCGGCUGUUUUAUGACAAGUCGGCUGUUUCAUGACCAAUAGAUUGUUUUAUGAUCAAUGAUAUCCAGAUCUCCAUGGCGCCCGAUGUUUCUUCUUCUUCUUCUUCUUUAUUUUAAGGGCCCACGAUCAAUGAAUUGAUCAUUCUGGCUCCUAUGUUUCAGAGAGGUUUGCGAUGUUACUGUCCAUGGGUUUCAAUGGGAUACUUCACUGGUUGCAAGGGCGACUCAGCAGUGGUGUUAUGAACUGGGGGUUGGAAUACAGGAGGCAAUAGACACAAAUGUAUCGAGUGUAGCCGCCUCAACUGUUGCUUUUGGGAGCUUGUUCCAGUCCCCUAUUGUCUUCGGCAGGAAUGAGGAGCUUCUGUACUUCGUUCUUGUUUUUUCUUGUUUAUGCACCGAGUUAUCAGAUCCCCUGAAGCAUUAAUUCGAUCCUAAAAGAUUUUUAAUAUUUCAUGAAGCCUUGAUUCGGUCCUACAAGAUGUCACCAGGUGUAGAAAUUGCCUAUAUCUGGUUCUACAAGAUGUCACCAGGUGUACAAAUUGCCUAUAUCUGGUCCUACAAGAUGUCACUAGGUCACCAAAAUGCCUUUAUCUGGCGCUACAAGAUGUCAACAGGUCUACAAAUUGCAUUUAUCUUGUCCUACAAGUUGUCACUAGUCACCAAAAUGCCUUGAUCUGGCCCUACAAGAUGUCACCAGGUCACCAAAAUGCCUUUUAUCUGGUCCUACAAGAUGUCACCAGGUCACCAAAAUGCCUUGUAUCUGGUCCUAAAAGAUGUCACCAGUUCACCAAAAUGCCUUGUAUCUGGUCCUACAAGAUGUCACCAGGUCACCAAAAUGCCUUGUAUCUGGUCCUACAAGAUGUCACUAGGUCACCAAAAUGCCUUUAUCUGGCGCUACAAGAUGUCAACAGGUCUACAAAUUGCAUUUAUCUUGUCCUACAAGUUGUCACUAGUCACCAAAAUGCCUUGAUCUGGCCCUACAAGAUGUCACCAUGUCACCAAAAUGCCAUUUAUCUGGCCCUACAAGAUGUCACCAUGUCACCAAAAUGCCAUUUAUCUGGUCCUACAAGAUAUCACCAGGUCACCAAAAUGCCUUUUAUCUGGCCCUACAAGAUGUCACCAUGUAACCAAAAUGCCUUUUAUCUGGUCCUACAAGAUGUCACCAGGUCACCAAAAUGCCUUUUAUCUGGUCCUACAAGAUGUCACCAGGUCACCAAAAUGCCUUUUAUCUGGUCCUACAAGAUGUCACCAGGUCACCAAAAUGCCUUUUAUCUGGUCCUACAAGAUGUCACCAGGUCACCAAAAUGCCUUUUAUCUGGUCCUACAAGACUUUAUUCGGCCAUGCGGCAUGGGUCCUUUGAUAUUAAAAAUGCCACUAUUUUACUAUAGACUGGGGUGACUAAGGGCGUCCAUAAAAUGUAUAAUUUAAAUCUAUAAUUUUCUGUCCAUGUUAGCAUGUUGUUACAAUUUAAAUCUAUUAUUUUCUGUCCAUGUUAGCAUGUUGAUACCGUUCUAUAAUUUAAUUAAAACAACACGCCUUUUAGAAUCUAAAAUUGAAGGGCUUACCUGUGCCGAGACCGAUUUUUUUUUUAGGACGGCUGUAAAUAGAUAUUUGUUGUGCAUGUUGACAUUCGCCUGUCAUUUGAGACUGACUGCGCCAUGGGUAGCCUGCUGUAGCUCUUUGUCUGAAACAUUCUUCAAGAUUUUUAUUUUGGUUUUGCUGAAAAAAUAGGUCAAAUCAAAUAUGUGCAUCAUUUUUUCACUUCACAUGAAAUGUGCUAUUUCCUGAGUGGGUCAUGUCGAGGAAAACGGCGCCCGGGGAGAUGCCUGAAAAUGCUGCCACUCGAUACAUAUUUUAAAAAACCCUGCCAGGGGGCGGACUAGCUAAAAAAAAAAAUGAUCUUUUGUGAAGUACGCGGGAUUUUAUCGUUUAUUUAACCUUAAAGUCCGAUCUAAAGAUUAUCACAUAAAAUUUAGUGACGGUUUCGAAACCAGAAUUAGCGACCUGUAAAGAAUGCAAAACUGUUUUUUUCUACAGCUGGUUAUAUCCGACUUUAGCUUAACAAUGAUAUGAUUAGCUUGUUAUCCAUUGCCAGGGAUAAGCCGUGGGGGAAAAGGCAACUUGUAACAAGUUACCAACUUCUCAAAUGAACUUACACUUUUGACUCAUAAAUAGACAAUAACCAUACAAUAUUUUUUUUUAUUUUAAAUCAACACUUUCAUAGUUUAAUUUGGUUUAUAAAAUAUUUGUCAUUAAAUUAAUGUUAUACCGGGAUGAUGAAAACUAUAUUACCGUUUUCCGGGGAUAACCGAAACGCUGGAAAAUGAGAAACCCUAGUCCAGAGUAAUGUCACGUACAAACUCCCUUACCUUUACGAAAAUAAUAACAAAUUGGUAGGGAUAUUGUUCGUGUCUGUCGUUUGGCACCCUCGUAAUCAUGUCAAAGAUUCCCAGGAUAUCCUAAAUGUUCUAAUGCAUUCUUUUAUGGAGGGCGCGACUUAGACAAAUCUCCGUGCGAUAUUUUGUCCAGGCCAUUUCUUUGGAAAAAGGAACUUUCCAUAACUUUUAAUUGUUUAGUUUGUAAGAAUAAAGAAGUGAUAACUUUGGGAAUGUACAAGUAAAAGUAAGAUUACAUCAAUUGAUACAAUAGAGCGGAGUCAACAUUGCAACGUGUUUCCUGCAUCACACUGACAGAAUGGGAUAGUUACCACAGAAUGACAGAAUAAUGGCAGAUUUAUCAGUUUGGACAUAGUUUUUUUUUGGACGAUCCAAUGUGUGGAAAACCAUUUUUUUUUCUAUUUGGCUUACCGUUCACGUAAAGUGAUGAAACACACAUUAACUUAGAGGAAUACAACACAACGGUUUGGUAUCUUUUUACCGAAUUUCCCCGAGUUUUAACCGUUGGAGUGUCUGAAUUCACAGAGCAGACAAUUACAUUUUUUUAAAAUAUUUAUUUUAAAGGGCGCGUGUGAUUCACUGAAGCUACAAAUGUCGAAAGUUACCCCCAUUUACUUUUUUAAACAAUAGUUCUUUAAUUUCUCACACAAUCUGUUUGGAGUGCGCCCUACUAAAAUUAACCCGUUGCGCCUUGUUUCACCGUGGCUAGCGGCCAUCUUUGGAUUUAUUGACACUUCAACUAGUUUCCUUACCCCGUUCAAAGUUCGGAGCUGUACCUGCGUAACAGUUCGCUUCACCCGGAUGUUUGUAAGAUCCCCAUUACACAGACACACGCUCUCGAAAAAAAAAAAAAUCCAACAUACCGCCGUGACCCGUUCUCUGAACACGCACGCGAGAGUGUUACAAUAGACAGGUUCAGGGGAUGACCUGUCACUGGGAGUGUUGUCUGAGAAAUAACAACUGUCUCUGGAUUGUACGAUCACCUUCAAAUUUUUAACAUUCAUGUAAGUUAAAGUUGUUGGUUUAUAUAUAAAUAAAUAUAUUCAUAAUCGGUUCUAUAUCGCAGGGGUGAUAUGUAUCUCUGAUGACACAUCUAUGUGAGGCUAUUGACGCGACUAGUUUCAGAAACGUGGCUUGGUAUUAUUAAACACUCUCAAUUUGUGGCGUCAUAUUCUAUCUUAACCAUUGGAGACAUAGUUAUUAGAUUUUUUUUAAAUAAAUAAUUUUAACAAUAUUUAUGUUAUAUAUUCGCUUUCACCGGUAAGGUUCACAAGCGUGGGGACACUUUAAUGAACAUAUUUGUAUCGAAAGAAGAAAACAAAAAAAACACUAAAUGUUCACCAUCGGUGGCCAUGUAGGGCCCUUGCCUGCUCCAUCAAAUCCUUUCAUUCAUGCAUCAUCAGUGGCGCUACAGCCCAUGUAGGGCCCUGGCCUGCUCCAUCAAAUCCUUUCAUUCAUACAUCCUCAUCAGUGGCGCUACAGCCCAUGUAGGGCUCUGGCCUGCUCCACCACAUCCUUCCAUUCGGACCGAUCCAUGUCUGUCCGCAUCAAUGCACGAAAUCCCCCAACUGGUGUAAGUCCUUCUCUACAUCGUUGAUCCAUCUCAGUCUUAGUGAGCCGUCUGAACCUAGGUUUCCGUCUGUAUAUCACUAUCUACAAUCCGGCAUCCUAGCAAUAUUUAAUGUAGAGCCAAGCCUGCCUUUUUUUUUUUUUGUGGUAUUAUUGCGACGUAAUGUCACACACAAAUUAGCAUAAAGUUCUUAAAGAAAAAGAAAUACAUAAAUUCACCACAUAGCUAAAAGUGGAAAAGAUGUGGGGGAGGGGAGUACCUUUAAUAGCUAUGCUUCCAAUGACAUAUAUAUCACGCAUAAUAGAAUUUUAAUCAUAUGUCUGGAACUAACCUUUUGACACAGGGUUACACACUCAGAAUAUCCAGCUAAUCCCUAUUCAAAUUUGGUUUUUAAUAAACUAAAAUAUUAAUUGCUUGAAAAUGACAGAGAUUUGCAACAGCUUUAAUGUUGAGAAUAUGUGUCUUCCUUGCACUUUUAAAAUUCAUAACACAUUUCUUUUUAGCUUCCAUGUAUUUGUAUGUUUUCAUUUGAUUACCUUAAAUCUAAGAUGGUCAAUUUACGACAGCCGUCAAUUUUGACGUACAAUAGUUCUAGUAUGCAUAUGAAGGUAUAAAUUGUUUCGUAACUAAUAUUUGAGUGCUUUAAUUUCAUGUUAGGUGCUCACCACACUUGUAGAACUCUUGUCGUUCUGUCUUGCCAUCCAUUUCUCUAGUUAAUAACUGUGAAAUGAUUUAUUUUUUAUAAGCGCGUUGAUUUUCUUUGUUGGUCAUGAACAUUUAAUGUUUACUGCCGCUAAACCUUUUUUUUUUUAAAGCUACCAACCAACAGAACUACCAGAAAAUGACUUCCACCAGCACGUCCUACCUGCACGAUUCGGAUGGCCGCAGAUUUACAGGAAAGACCAUCUUCGGCGUCAGCAUCCUUCCGUUGAUAGUGGCGAUACUUCUUGCGGCAGUUGUGGGACUGGCGAUCGGUUUGCUGGUUGGAAAGUUCGCCAUCUGCGAUGACGAGGACGAGGACAGGGACGGCGUCUUCCUGCCUGGUGUGCCGCAAGGACUGGUCAGUGACGCUGACCCCAGCGUAUCGAAGUUGAUUAUGGAUGGCAUUGAUUCCAAACGCAUAGAGGAUUAUUUGAUGUGAGUCUGUUUCCUUGAGGUGACCGAAAGAGAUGGGAAGGGCAAAGGGCUGUAAUAGGGAACGGGGGGGGGGGACUGGAAAUAGGCAGACACUGAGGAACAUUUCUUUAGGAACGAAAUGCAAGAGGUCAGAGAGGAAAAAGAUGAUAAACGUAGUGAAGGGGUAGCAAUACAAUAAGGUAUUGAGAAAGAGGUGAUGAAGUUUAGAUUGAGAAAGAGGUGGUAAAGUUUAGAUUGAGCAAGAAUUGGGAAAGUUUAGGUUGAGAUUAGAGUGGGAAAGUUUAGGUUGAGAUAAAAAUUGGAAAAAUUUAGGUUGUGAUUAGAGUUGGGAAAGUUUUAGUUUGAGAUUAGAUUUGGGAAAGACUAGGUUGAUGUUACAGUUUGGACAGACUAGGUGGAGAUUACAGUUGGGAAAGUCUAGGUUGAGAUUAAAGUUUGGAAAGUCUAGGUUGAGAGUAGAGUUGGGAAAAUGGGGGUGGGGAAAGUUUGGGGAAAAAUAUGGGAUGGAGAUAAAAAUGAUUAGGACUGAGAGGAGGGAGGGACAGGGAUCAUGUUAGUGAGGGAGAUUGGGGAAUCGGGUCAUAGAGUGCAAGGAUGUAAGCGAUAUAGAUACUUACUGCGCUAAUGUUAUGGAGGGCGUGAAAUUGUUACUAGAGAAAUACGUGAUGGAAAUUGAAGAGUAUGGAGGUGUGUCUGAGAAAUUGAAGAUUCUGACGGCAACUUAUUUUUUUUCAACGCUUAAAUAGGUACACAUUGCUGGGGUUUUUUUUUUUGGUAUCAUUUCAGAGCACUGACUAAAAAGCCACAUAUCGCAGGAAGACAGAACGAUUUUGAGCUGGUGGCCCUGCUACAGAAACAUUUCAAAGACCACGGUCUUCACGUGCAGACCACGCCCUACGACAUCCUGCUGUCCUACCCGAGCGAAACCACGCCCAACAGUGUCCGACUUCUGAACGCCACCGGUGCUGUGGUCUACGAUGCCAAAGAUGACGAGAGUGACAUCUCCAAAGAAAAGGACGUGGUGCCGCCGUUUAACGCUUACUCUCCAAACAAACUGGUUGAGGUAACAAUUGUGUAUUAUGCAACAACAACAUCGAUCGUAUUCGUGGUACUAUAAAAUUCUGCUGAAAACGUUCCACUAUUUUAUAAAGAGUUAUCAAACUUUAAUCUAAAUUUUAACAACUGGAAAAGUAAAACUUAAAAAUAAAUUUGAAGAUAAAAUGGCUUUAAGUUAACGAAGUUAUUAGUUUGUAAAGCUUUUUUUCUUUUUUUUCUUUUUAAAGGGUCAAAUCGUGUUCGCCGGAUAUGGACGUGUUGAGGACUAUGACACAUUAAGGAGUCUAGGUAUUAAUGUAACGGGCCACCUUGUCCUGGUCAAGUAUGGCAAGAUAUUCAGAGGAGACAAAGUAAGUCUUGUUUAUAAAUAUACAUAGACAACAAAUAGUUGGGGGUUUUUUUUUGGUUGUUUUUUUCGUCAUUUACACCGAGUCGGAAGAAUAAAAUAAGACUAAAUAUUUCCUAUAUUAAUCUUAAUUCAUUUAUUAAUUUAAUGUCAACACCUUUUUUCACAUGCAUAAAACGUACAUUCUGAGAAUGUUUUAAGAUGAACCCCAGAUAUUCGAUGUAACAUUAUGGUCUAAAACCUUUGAAAGGAAUAGGUUUCCAAAGGUGAUUUUUAAAGAAACUUAUAAGAAUUGAGAAAUAUAUUUUAUGUUAUCCCAUGGUUUGUUAGUUUUUUUUUUGUUAGUUUUUUUUAAAUAAUUUUACUGGCAUUUGAAUGGAAGUGAAUGUAAAACCUAAGUUUAUUGAGGACAUGGCGUUGGGUAACAAACGGUUGUAAAGUAAAAUAAAAUUAAUCCAGAAUUGAGUUGACCGGUUUCGUUGUUCCAUGUUACCAGGGCCGGCCCUAACAAUUGCGGGGCCCUCUACGAAACGGAUUGCGCGGGGCCCAGUCUGGGAUAGUAAGUGAAAAUUAAGAUUUUGUAUUAGAAAAAAAAAGUUCGGGGCCCACUGCGGCCGCAUAGGUUGCAGGGGCCUAAGGCCGACCCUGCAUGUUACUACCUCACAGUUUUGGUGACCUAAGUAGUGUUUGAGGGCAUGGGAAAGUUCGAGUAGUUUUGAAUAAGUAAACAUGUUUAGGAAUGUCCCUCAUCGUAGUGUUUCUACCUCUACUGUUUCAUUCUCACCAGGUAGACAUAGCUGCCGACAAUGGUGCCGUAGGGGUCAUCAUGUACUCUGACCCAGCCGACUACACGGGGAUGAAGUCGGGCGACCGGAGGGUGUACCCCGACACCUGGUGGCUGCCACCCACGGGGGCCCAGAGGGGAACCGUCUUCACCGGUGCUGGUGACCCCCUGACCCCAGGGUACCCCGCCAAUAGUAAGUCAAUAAAACAUUUAUAUGAUCGAAUGUAUGUAGUAUAUACACGUCAGAACUGUGAAAUUGGUAAAUAUGUAGCUUCAAACUAUCAUGAAACUACCAUCAAACUACCAUCUUAUAAUGUUGAGUUGAUGAUUUUAGGGUUGUAUUUGAAGAAGUUUAGAAAUGCUAAAAACUCUGUUAUUUUUUUAACCCACCGACAAAAUAAAAAAUUAAAAAUAAAUAAAAUUAAAAACAAACUUAAUGAAACAUUUAUCGAUUUUACCGAUUUUGAACUUGUAUAUUGAAUUCGUAAAAUCAUUGAAAACAAUUAUUUUUACUUAUUUAUAUGGUUAAUUUUCAUAAGUAUUAGAUGUCACUUUUAGUAUUUAUGUCCAAACAUAAAAUGUGUUGUUGUUUUUUUGUUACAGUAAGGUUAUGAUGCAUGUUUAAAUCAAAACUUAACUGAAUUUUUCUCUCUCUCUGAACCUUAGUUUCAGUAGUCAAAGAGAAAAAGUGAUAUUAGAUAAUUUCUAAAAAUAUUUUUAAAGAGCAUUUUAAAAUUUCUUCAACAAAUUAAACAAACAAUUUAUUUUAAUAUAAAUAUUUCCGUCAUGCUUUUUAACUUCUGCUCUGUCCCCUCCCUCACAUGGAAAAAUAAUAAAAAUAAUGUGGAUUUCAGAUUUGGCUUUUCGUUUCUCCGAAGACGAAGUGGAGCCGCCACUACCCAAAAUUCCCUCACAUCCGAUUGGUUACGGAGCUGCCGAAAAGAUACUUAGGUAAAAUGAGGUCAAUGCAGGAAUUUAUAGUGUUUAAUUUUAGAAGCAAUGUUGAAGAAGACAAUAAAAUCAUAUAUUAACACAAUGAAACCAAGAUUUGACGCAAGUGAUGAAAUAAAUCACUUUAUCUAACAGCGAUGAACAAAUAUCGGGAAGCGAACUUCCAGAUGAAUUCCACAAGUGACACUUAAUGAUUGAGCAUAGACUGUGUUUUCCAACGUUAUAUUUUUCUUCUUCUGUUUUUUUUUUUUACGUUUCUGGAAACCUUCUAAUUCAAAUUAUUCAGUAACUGAAUAGAACUGUACUUAUCACAAAUAUGAAAACGAUUUAUUUGAAGGAAAUAUAAACACGGCCAAAAACAUUCUGUAUCGAAUCUUAUCGUGUUAGAAACCAUUAUAUCAAUACUUUAUAUACAUGUAAAUGUACGCUAUGUUUUCAUAUUUAUUUAUUUUUUACAGACAACUGAAUGGCAGACUGGUACCCGACGACUGGGUGGGCGGCAUCAAUGUUACCUACAGACUUGGGCCAGGAUUUGCACAGGAUGGAAUGUAUGCUACUGUUGACCAUUCAUUUAUGCAUUGUGUGACUUGUAUAGGCCCCCUUGCAACAUUUUGGAUUGUCUCCGAUGCGUGCUCAGUUGAUUAAUUCCCUCUUCCCUAUAUGACGACUUUUGCCCUAAACAUCCGAGGGCUCCUGUAUCCGUAGUGGUUUCCGGGCCACGCAAUGUUUCUGGUUUGAUCGUUUCCUACAACACAUUAUAAAAUGGAAAAUAAUUGAAUUUGCGUCAUCAGAUUAACAAAGGCGAGCACGCAUACAAGUUUACCAACUGCUGAUUUAUAUUUUGGGGGAGAAAAUAUGUAGAAUAAUAUAAUUCUAAUUCACUGUUCCCUUAAAUAGUUUCUAUACUGGCUGGUACCCUGACUAUUGACUACGUACGCUCUAGCCGUUACCUUGAUUUUGACUAUAUUCUAGCUGUUCCCCUGACUAUUCACUAAACUCUAGCUUUUACCCAAACUAGUGACUAUGCUCAGCUCUUACCAUGAUUAUUGACUAUUCUCUAGCUUUUACCCCAACUAUUGAAUAUACUCUUAGCUGUUUGGGCUGUUCUUUGUUGUUUAAAUCCGUCUGGAGCAAUAAAACAUUCUUUAAACGUAGCUAUAUAGCGUAUAGUUUAUUAAUGCACAACUAUUACAGUUGUUCUAGAGGGAGGAAAACGUGAACCAUUUUUUUUUUUAAACUGGAACAAUUAUUGACCACACCUUAGUGACGGAUAUUUUUUUUAUCUUUGUAUUUUUUUAAACACAUUUUAUUGCCUAGGAAAAUUCAACUGAACGUCACGUCUCGCAACCAGAGGGCCAAAGCAGAGAAUGUGUUCGGAAUCAUCAAAGGAGUUGUAGAGCCAGGUCUGUUGAACAUCAAUUGAACAAUUUUGAUCGUUGAGCUUUAAUUUCCUUAGUCUUUAAGACAGGUAAAACAGGUUUGCCCAACCUUUCAGAAUGUUUUGCCAGUAAAAUAGUCAAUAACAUUACCGUAACUUUAAACACACGAACUUAAUUUUUGGAUUUCAAAAAAAUAAAUAUUUUUGUUUAAAUUCUGUGUUCCACCUGGAGCAGCUUGUUGUUGUCUCGAGUGGUACGUGUGGCCUAACAAGUUUUGAAAAUCGCUGAUGUUUAUCAUGUCUAUAAUAUUAUUGUAAUAUUUCUAAAGCUAACCCAAAGGAAAGAAUGUAAUGCCACAAUACUUGGUUUUAACAAUAUUAGUAGUAGAUCGGAUUUUCUGGUUAUCUUGACAGAUUUGUAAAAAUUGUUUAAUUUUUUAAGAUGCAGUGUUUAUUUAACCAGGAUAUGAAUAAAUGCAUUUGAUAUCACCUGAAAUACAUGCCUCUAAAGGGGCUUAAAUUGUAUUUUGUUCGGUGUUGGGGGUUAAGAAAAUAGCUACCAGCCUUCAGACAUUACUUCCCCUGUCGUUAAAUUUAGAUAUAAAUAAUAACGUCAUCUUACCCAAUAACCUCCCCCCCCCGCCCCCUCUUAGGAUUAAUCCCAAUACGCUAAAUUUCUCAAUGAUCUCACUUGAUUUACUGGACAUGUUACAUUUCCAGAUCGGUACGUCCUUAUUGGCAACCACCGAGAUGCUUGGAUCUACGGGGCAAUUGACCCGUCCAGUGGCACAGCUGUCAUAAUGGAGUUGGCCAGGGUCAUGGGAGAUCUGGUCCAAUCAGGUAACCAAAUCAAUCAAAAGUUGAAUUUAUGAACUACGUUAGGCAGCCUUUAACAAACGAUAUAUUCAAGAGGGGGGGGGGAAUAAUAAAAAAGCAUAUAUUUGUAUGCACUUAAGUGACUUUUAUGUAAGCUUCGAUUAAGUCCUUACAAGGAUGCGUGUGGCGUAUGUUCUUUCAUUUUGAAAUAAAGCACGUUUUGAUGCACUUGCGUUUCUGACUUAUGUCUUACAUUUCAAUUUUAAUUAUGUCCCUUCAAGGAUGAAUAUGUUGGAUCAGUUUUAAAAAAAACAACUAAAAAACAAUUUUCAAACAACUUCUAACAAUGUACGCUUUCUCUUUUUAAGAGCCACGAACAACGAAUUUAAAUUAAGAGAGUCGAGAAGAUUCAAUGCUUAGACUCUGUUAACAGAAGAAAAAAAAAUUAUUCUCUAUAAAAUUUUAGAAUAAAUAUCCUUUAAAAUUAUACCGGUAUAGCUCUGUGCAUAAUGGUUUGUUGUUUUUUUUUUACAUUUUCAAAGCCAAUAAAGUCUGUAUUAGGUCCAAAUUUAUUUAUUUUUAUUCGAGAUAUAUUUAUAGCAAAAAAAAGAAAGAAAAAGAAAAAGAAACCACUAAUCAGUUUGCUUGUCUGAUACAAAGGUCGGUGGAAGCCAAGACGCUCCAUAAUGUUUUGUUCCUGGGGAGCCGAAGAGUACGGACUCAUAGGAUCUACUGAAUGGGUCGAGGUCAGAAACAAUAUCAAUAAGUGUGUGUGUGUGGGGGGGGGGUGGGUGUUAAAUGCGACCUCAUAAGGUUUCAUUUUCGGCUCAGAUAUUUAUUUCCACUACCUUACUUUACCGAUUAAUAAGACGCAUUUUUUCUCUUAGAAAAAUUGCCUCCACUAUUCAGGUGAGUCUUAGACUCGAAAAUUAAUAUUAUAUUAUAUUUUUAUGAAGAUUGUGAAGAUAGUUUGAACGAUUAAUUUCAUAAUUUUAGUCUUAUGCAUGAUUGAGUAAAGUGUGUUCAUUUUAUAUUAGUAAAUGAGACAGUUGCUCAAUCUUUAUCUCAUCUCCCAUACACAGCAAUACGUGGCUACGCUACGAGAGAGGGCAGUGGCUUACAUCAAUGUAGACAUCGCAGUAGAUGGUAAAUGACAAAAUGUGUGGAAGAAUGGGGGAAAUCUGUGGGGAGAUUGGACAAAGGGGAAGAAAGAGUGAGCGAGGGGAGAGAGAGGGGGCGGGGUGAGAAAGAAAGUGAUAGAAUAAGAGUGGGAGAACAGAAUAAAGGAAAGAUGAGUCUGAUGGGGGAGAGGGAAUAUGUACGAAUGAACAGAUUUCAAUUAGAGAACUUGGGUUUAUAUGGGGUAACAUGGGGGUGACAUGAGGGUGACAUGAGGGUGACUGUAAAAUAAGAGGGGAGUGGAGAGACUCUUUAACUUAAAAGUAAAGUGGUUGAAAGUCAACCCAAAAAAGAUAUAACAGAGUGGGAAAGAAACUGCAAUUCGAGACUGUGCUAAAAUGAAAGAUUCAGAGAACGACAUUGGAGACAUGGGGCAAAAAUAAACAGUUUUUCUCUUUUGAUUUAUGAUAAAUGAAAAUUUUAAUCCAAAGUUUAUUAUGUCACUCCCCCCCCCCCAAUUGUGACCAGUUGUUCUAACAUUAUGAGAGAUUGUAUUUUUGUUUAAACCUCAGUCUGAAGGGCUUAUGGGCUUCAAAACCGUAAUUAUUUUAAUACGUAUAGAGUUGACAUAAACAGGUCGACAUAGACGGCACGACCAGGGCUGAGUCUUACAUAUUUUCAAACGAAUUUUUCUAUCAGGGUGUCCUCUGUCGGGUGGUCCUCUGUCGGGGUGUCCUCUGUCGGGGUGUCCUCUGUCGGGGUGUCCUCUGUCGGGGUGUCCUCUGUCGGGGUGUCCUCUGUCAGGGGUGUUUUUCUGUCGGGGGUGUGCUCUGCCGGGGGUGUCCUCUGUUGGGGGUGUCCUCUGUUGGGGGUGUCCUCUGUCGGGUGUUUCCUCUGUCGGUGUCUUCUGUCGGGUGUCUUCUGUCGGGUGUCUUCUAUCGGGUCUCUUCUGUCGGAUGUCCUCUGUCGAAGGGGGCGAGGGGUGUCCUCUGUCGUAGGUGUUCUCUGUCGGGGGUGUCCUCUGUCGGGGGUGUCCUCAGUCGGGUGUCCUCAGUCGGGUGUCUUCUGUCGGGUGUCUUCUGUCGGGUGUCUUCUGUCGGGUGUCUUCUGUCGGGUGUCUUCUGUCGGGUGUUCUCUGUCGGGGAGGGGGGUGGUACUCUGGCGGUUAUCAUGUCCCCAUCAACGAUCUUGUCUGAGUCAACCACUCUUCAUUUUCCACCAGGUAAUGACACGCUUAAGACAGGGGCUACACCCCUCAUGUACAACAUUGUGUACGAAGCAAGCAAAAAGGUAAGUCAUGUUUUUUUCCCCCAUGGCCUAGUCUACACGUCUCAAAUUCGUUACAUUGCUAUAUUUGAACUGCGGUCAUGGCAUAUGCAAAAGAAGUCGCGCGCAUUAUUCUUUAAUGCCUACCAGAUCCUGAUCACAAAAAGAAAUCCUCGUCUAACUGGUGCAGACGACCAGAGACAUGCACUAAUUCUAUUACGCAGAUCUGCGUUCCCCAAAUGGCAGGUCUGCGGAGAAUCGUAUCAAAAUUUUGUUUCAAGUAAGAGAUUGGCUUUGUGAUUAAAAUACCACUGCGUUGUUCGCAUUAAGAUGAGCCUUUGAACCUGGCUUUGUGUGCAGUAUUGAAUAUUUUAAAUGAGAAAGACCAAAAAAACAUUUUUUUGUUAUCCAAAUACUAAAAAAAAAGUAAGUUACAAGAUCAUGCCUUAACUGGCAAGAGCAAGUAAUUUUUUUCUGUGGGAUGCCAGAUAAGACUCAACAAAUAGACAAGGUGACUGAAUACACAUGUAAUUAAUGGAAAGCACAAUUGUCUUAUAAUGUUCGGCGCCUUUAAUGGCCUAAUCGUUAUCUACUGUUUAAUUCACCGUAGAAGUCUUGCAACCAUACAGAACUGAACACUGUGCUCAGCGAAGUUUUACAAAACUUGAAUUUGAAGAAGGUGGACGCUUUAAAAUCAAAACUUUUUGAUGCAUCACUGAUGACAUGGAGGCUCAGAGCAAACAAUUUCUACUGCAAGCAGAAGCACUUUGGUUGUUGAGAGGGAACCUGUUUAGUUUUUUUUUUUUAAAUUACCAUAAGGGAAUACAGAAUUUCUGAACAAAAAAAGACUCACACAAAGUGGUCAUGACUUUUUGUAAUGUGGAUUGGAUUAGCCAAGUUUGCCUACCAGGCAGAUAUCUUUUUCCAGAUGAAAUAAGCUCAUCAAAUCCGUGGAUAGCUAAGAAGGAUUACGCGGCAGCUGUCUUUUGCAGGAUUAAAUGAGGUCGACAUAUAGGUCAAAGGUAAGGUUUCAACAGGCUUCACAAUGGCUGACAAGAUUGGUCAUAACCGAAAUUUAGAGGCGCGGAAGGGUCUGGUGUCAGCAGAGGCAUGGAAGUGGCAGGUGUUGGUAGAGGCCUAGAAGAGUCUGGUUUCAGCAGAGGCAUGGAAGUGUUGGAUGUCAGUAGAGGCAUGAAAGAGUCGGGUGUGAGAAGAGGCAUGCAAGAGUCUGGUGUGAGAAGAGGCAUGCAAGAGUCUGGUGUGAGAAGAGGCAUGGAAGUAUCGGGUGUCAGUAGAGGCAUGAAAGAGUCCGGUGUCAGUAGAGGCAUGGAAGAGUCGGGUGUCAGAAGAGGCAUGAAAAAGUCUCGUUUCAGUAGAGGUAUGGAAGAAUCGGGUGUACAACAAAUUUUUUGAUGAGUUAAGCAACUUUGCAACAACCGAUGGAUCAAAGCGAUGGAUCCGAAAUCCAUGUUUUUCAUCAGCGACUGAUUCAAUAGUCACUUUGCAAGAUAAGUUGUUGGAUCUAGUUGCUGACGGUUGAUGAUAUUUUCACUACCAUGAAAUUACUAGCAUAUUUUUGGGUUCAUAUCUCCAAGAAAGAUCUUCUCCGUUCCCUCUUGAACGUACCUCUGUGAAACGGGCUUUUAGUCCAUGGAACAUUAUGAAGAGAUACACAGAAACAGAACGAAUAUUUGUUCCCUUUUGCACGUAGCACGAAUAAGCCAAGUUUGAUUUGUAGUCCGAAUUAAAAUUUAAUUUAGAAAUAUUUUAAAAGCAACAAAACUGCUCUUGAAUUUAUUACAUUUUAAAACGCCCUUAAUAAAAAUAAUUCUAACUGCCAGCAUAAAAUGGUAUUUGUUAGAGUCCAAACUAAUCGGCUAAUAACAGAUUAUAACUAUUUCAUAACAUAAUCAUUGUCCAAUAUAAAGACCAAUAAUCUGGCUCAUAGGUCACUGGUGCAAUGGGAAACUUGUCUACUCCUCCGUCGCACUGAAAAGUUUGGGAACCGCUAACGUAGAUAAAAACCAAUGUUUAAUUUCUUUUUUUUUAUGAAUGAUUAAUUGAUACAAUGUAUACUCAUUUACGCAUGUGGCCUUUCACCAUUAGAUAUCCAUUAUUAUGGGGAACAUUUUAAACGUAAUUUUUAAACAAAAAGAAACUGCUUAACCUACGAAAUUAAUUACAGGUGCCCAACCCUAACCCCAACGAGGUCAAGGAGGGUCGCAAGACAGUGUACGACACCUGGCUUCACGUGACGCCUGAUGACAAGGACAAGGGUAACCCCGUGCCUGUGUGAGUAGUGACGCAUACACGGUAGUGGAAGGCCCAACGCCGUAAAACGAAUUUCAGUUCUAAUUUUGGUUUUAUAUUUCAACCUGAAGUACAGAGAACCUUUGAGUGAGUUUAAGUCAAACUUAAGUCACCACUAGAGCAACAAAGAAAAAAAGGGUUUCUUGUGAGUCAAACUUAAGUCACCACUGUGAUCUUAAGUCAAACUUAAGUCACCACUAGAGCAACAAAGAAAAAAAGGGUUUCUUGUGAGUCAAACUUAAGUCACCACUGUGAUCUUAAGUCAAACUUAAGUCACCACUAGAGCAACAAAGAAAAAAAGGGUUUCUUGUGAGUCAAACUUAAGUCACCACUGUGAUCUUAAGUCAAACUUAAGUCACCACUAGAGCAACAAAGAAAAAAAGGGUUUCUCAUUGCCUGAGGGUUUUGUCUAUCCCGGGUGACUGGGUGGCCGAAUGGUCUGCACUGAGCAAACCUCAACUUGGUGGUCUUGAGUUCAAUUCCAUCCAAAGAGCAGUCAAGCAAAAACAUCUCCCCCGGGUGGAUGAGACUCGUUAACCCUGGUCGGCAACCUUGGAUGGGCCCGGACCAGAGAGGCUGACGCCGCGCAAACUCUUCCUCACUUUAAACAAAAGUCACCCGCGCAAGUCAUCAGCCACCUGACGACUCGAUGGUCAUCGUUGAUCCUCGUCGGACGAACAACAAAAUCGCGGGAAAAAGAGAGAAUACAAUUUUCCUCAUCCCUGGAUUUACCGGCAAAUCCCUUGAUAAAAUCAAUUUCAUUUAAAUUAUGCCAUGAACUGAAUUAAACUUUAAAAGAAAUUAAUUUUAAAAUUAUCUAUUGUAUCGGAAUUCCGGGAGACAAACUAUAAAUCUAUAAACAUAUUCAAUAGCACCAAGACUAAAAAAAAAGAAAGAAACGUUACGUAAGAUAAAUGAAGAUCUUACAGUAUGUAAACAUAAAUUUGAUUAUUAUUAUAAAUUGCAUUUUUGCAUAACAUAUCCAUAUAACAUAAUAUACAUUUUUCAAGAGUUUUAAGUGUUCAUUCUAACCGGAUGUGCAUUGACUGUAUUAUUGGGUCGUCCAUUAUUUACGUCAACAAUUUUAAAGCUAUUUUACCCCCCUCCCCCCUUGUUAACACCUGUGGAACUUUCAGUGACCCCCUAAGUAUUAUGUCAACAUAAAAAAAAAAUUAAUAAAAAAUAAAUGAAUUAUAAUAUAAAUAAAUAUAUAAAUACAUUUCACUUUGUGCUGAUCUAUUUUAAUGACACAUAAAAUUGUAAGAAAACAUUUGAUGACAUCUUUAGCUUGUUCAUCAACACGUUAAAAAAUGUUGCACUUAAAAUUUAUAAUGCAGAAUCAUUUGAAAGGUGUUAAAGACUAAAUAGCUUUGUUUGUGGUAUAAAUAUGAUUAUUGUCAGUAAAGCUGACCAUUAUAGCAUAGUUUCUAGCAGCUAUCAUCUUCCUAGGAAGAAGCCCGGUUUGCUAUAUUGUAGCAAUGGGCAUCAAGAACGUCAUUUGGGUAGGGCCGGUGGCAUUUGCCCCUUCCCUCGAUUUUGCUGGUUUUAUUUCAAUUGCUAUCCAAUAAUAAAAACUUAAAAAGCUGACCAAGUUUUGGUUUUGCCCCCCCCCUCUCCCUUCCCCUGAAAAAAAACCUGAAAUGACGCCCCUGAUGGGCAUAGCGUACUAUAGCUGACUUAUAAUUUUCAUCUUGCGGCACUGAUAUACCAUACCAGUCAACAUCUUCCUCAUAUAACUAUUCAGCACUUAAAAUAGAAGCAUUGUCGGUGUGAGCAAUAAUUGCCAUAAGCUCUCUCUGUCUCCAUGCAGCUACUCGCGUUGGUCCAAUCCUUUUUUGUUGAGGAGCAGGUGCUAAUUUCUUAUGCUGAAGAUGGCAUUGUCGGUGCAGUUGAACAUGCUUUUUCAACAUGACUUGUGAUGCAAAAUAGAUAAGAUUUUGCAAAUAUUUUCAAGCAGUGAUGUUAUUAUUGUUACUCCUUUUACAUUUCCUUCAUUCUCAAAAUAGCCUAUUCCUACUCUAUUAAUAUCAUUUAACGUUUGACUUCUCUUGCACUAACAAAGAAUGCUAAGACUCUAACCAGCCAUCUGCAGUGCACAGGCACACACACAAUAAAUUAAUCUUAUAUUGUUAAAAACCGAACAAUUAUAAGACUAUUUAUACUAAUAAUUUUUGUAAAAUAAUGUAAUAACCAGUCAAUUUUUAAGAUUAAAAUUUUAAUAAAGAAAAUGGACGCCCCCCCCCCCCCCCCCAUGAAUGUGUUUAUAGAUUCAGUGUUAAAAUUAAAGAUCGAAUUUUUUAAUAAUAUAUGAAUAUAAUAAUUUUAAAAUGUUGUUUUGGUUAAACUAUGCAUAUAGUUAUUUGCUGAAAAUCAAAACAUACAAUGUAUUUUUUUAACAUUUCAAUUUAUUUGAAUGUUAUAUAAAUAUAUACAAUUCCAACUUUGACUAUUCUUUACUAGUAUCUCUAUGAUAUCAACGUGAUUUGUUUCGAUAGUGGUAUAGGCUUAUCACCAUUUCGAUCUCUUCUUCUAUUAACCAGUCAUUAUAUUUAAUAAGUUUAAAUAAUCUUUAAUUAUUUUUAUAUGAAAAAUACAAUAUUACCUAUGUAUGUAACUGUAUUAGUAAGUUACACCGUCUGAAAAAAGCGUUUACUAGGCAGUUUGAAGAUAUAUCUCGCGUUUAUUUGUCUCAAUCGUAUCAACCAGAAUCGCAACUCUUGGCUCCGGCAGUGACUUCGCUCCGAUUCUUCAGAGAGCUGGCAUAACUGCCUUAGACAUGACCUACACAUUUAACAAGGUAGGAUCGCUUGCUUAUUUGUGGAUAUUAUCUGUAAAAAAAAUUAAUACAUUGCAAAAAUGAAUGCUGGUCAUGUUUCUUAAGUAACUAGCCACGAUAAAAUACAUUAGUGCUUUAAUGAAAAUACUGCAACCGAUUAGUAGUUUGUACAAAAUGUUAAUGAAAGCGGUGUUGCCUAAGUAACUAGUCACGGUAACACACAUUAUUGUUGUAAAUAUUGUACUGCAAUCACUUAGAACAUGUAAAAAGUUAGGGUAGAUUUUUGUAAAAAGUAAUGUUAUAUUUGUAGAAUUUACACAAAUAAAUAUAUAUUUGUAUAGGACCUGUACAAAGUAUCGGCGUACGCAUUGUAUCACACGGAAUAUGAAAUCUUUGACAUCGUCAAGAAGCAGUUUGACAAGGAUUUUAAGGUGAGCAAAUAGAAACCAACCCUCGACUACGAUCUAACGACCCACCGAUCUCAUUCAAUGAAGGAAAUAAGCCCCAUAAUUACUUGACAACUAUAAUCAGCCGAUUAUAUGAUAUUGCCUCUGACGUUGGAUACCCUCAUUGUACGCUAAUGGAAAGAAGAUACGAAACUGGAUAAGUUAAUUCUUCUAGUUCAAUCUUAUCAAAAAGUUAAGCUAACCUCAAUUUAACAGAGCCUGAACUAUAAAAUAGCUCUCUGAACAAGAUACAUUAAAAACAAAAGACGAAGGAAACAGUUCCUUGUGAUUAACCAGAGGCGUAGCCAGAAUUUUUGGCGCCCGGGGACCAGAUUCAGUUUAAAGCGCCUCCCUUUCUUUUUUUAACUGUCAAAGCCAUUCUUUUCCUCAAUAAAAUAUCAAAGCACAUUUUGGCGCCCUUAACUAGUCUGGAGCCCAGGGCCAUAUGUCCCCCCUGCCCACCCCUUUAGCUACGCCUCUGUUAUAAACUCAGUUAAGAUAUUUAUUAAACUGUCUUUUAUGCAAACGGUUUUCCACAAACCUUUCUCUUUAUUGAAGUAUUCAAAUUGAUGUGACAUGAUGCAAUAUGGAUCCUACAUUUGGAACUUAACAAUAAAAUGUGUUUUAGUUUCACGCUGCCAUGGCCCAGCUGAGCGGUGAGAUGGCCAGGUGGCUGGCUGACUCGCUCAUACUUCCCUUUAACAUCACCAACUAUGCCAAGGGUCUGGAGACUUUGAGGAAUGUGCUCGAUAAAGAUUACGGCCCAAAACUAAAAGCCAAUGUGGCCCAGUACGCUGACGGUAAGUAAAUGACCACCAACAUGCCCAAGUACGCUGGCGGUAAGUAAAUGACCACCAACAUGCCCCAGUACGCUGACGGUAAGUAAAUGACCACCAACAUGCCCCAGUACGCUGACGGUAAGUAAAUGACCACCAACAUGCCCCAGUACGCUGACGGUAAGUAAAUGACCACCAACGUGCCGCAGUACGCUGACGGUAAGUAAAUGACCACCAACGUGCCGCAGUACGGGAACGUUAAGUAAAUGGCAAAUAUGUACUGAAGUGGACAAAUCUGUACUGAAGUGGACAAAUCUGUACUGAAGUGGACAAAUCUGUACUGAAGUGGACAAGUCUGUACUGAAGUGGACAAAUCUAUACUGAAGUGGACAAAUCUGUACUGAAGUGGACAAAUCUGUACUGAAGUGGACAAAUCUAUACUGAAGUGGACAAAUCUGUACUGAAGUGGGCAAGUAUGUACUGAAGUGGACAGAUCUGUACUGAAGUAGACAGAUCUGUACUGAAGUGGACAAGUCUGUACUGAAGUGGACAAAUCUGUACUGAAGUGGACAAAUCUGUACUGAAGUGGACAAAUCUGUACUGAAGUGGACAAAUCUAUACUGAAGUGGACAAAUCUAUACUGAAGUGGACAAAUCUGUACUGAAGUGGACAAAUCUGUACUGAAAUGGACAAAUCUGUACUGAAGUGGACAAAUCUGUACUGAAGUGGGCAAGUAUGUACUGAAGUGGACAAAUCUGUACUGAAGUGGGCAGAACUGUACUGAAGUGGACAGAUCUGUACUGAAGUGGACAGAUCUGUACUGAAGUGGACAGAUCUGUACUGAAGUGGACAGAUCUGUACUGAAGUGGAUAGAACUGUACUGAAGUGGACAGAACUGUACUGAAGUGGACAGAACUGUACUGAAGUGGACAGGUCUGUACUGAAAUGGACAGGUCUGUACUGAAGUGGACAGGUCUGUACUGAAUUGGACAGGUCUGUACUGAAGUGGACAAAUCUGUACUGAAGUGGACAAAUCUGUACUGAAGUGGACAAAUCUGUACUGAAUUGGACAAAUAUGUACUGAAGUGGACAAUAUGUACUGAAGUGGACAAAUCUGUACUGGAGUAGGAUAAAGAUGACAUGUAAUGUUAGCGUCUUUCUUUUCAUCUUUAUUUAUUUUGAAAGAACUACUUUGUAAGUCUAGGUGUAGAAUGUAAUGUAAGAGUAUGGAGAGUAAUUGAGCAGAGUGGAGAGAUUCAUUGCCUGAAAAGUAAUAGCGUAGAGUCACGGUUUAGAGCGUUAUGAAGUGGACAGUCGUGGUUUAAAAGUUCACUUUGUCUACUUACAAUUCAUAAAAUGUGAUCAUUAUAGCUUGAAUCUACCGUCUUCUCUUAAAGGUGCACUGGAGAAAGUUAUCCAAGAAUUUUCCGCAGACGUAAAAAAGUUUGAGACCAGAAUCCAUGCAGUAGACAGAAACAAGUGAGUAGCCCAGUGUUUAUGGUCAUUUUUAUUAACUUCCGGUAUUCUACUUACUCAAAAGUAAAAAAUAAUACAAGAUUAAAAUAAAGAGAACUAAAUAAAACAAACUGUAAUCAAACAAGUUUUAAGAUACGCAUGAGAAACUUGGAGCCUAAAAAACGGGAGAGAUCUAGGUAAAAUGUACUGACGAACAAAGGAUGAAAAUGGAUGGAGGAUACGAACCAACCAGGAAUUGCAUAGUCUAUAUCAGGAUCAAGCACCAACAGCAGAACUGAAAAAAAUUGGUUGGCUGCGCUGGGUGGGACACUUACAGAGAAUGCCAAAUGAAAAGAGUGAAGCGUAAGCACCACCAAAAACCCCAGCGGAAAACGGCUCAAAGGUAGACCUAGGUUUAGAUGUAUGGAUGGUGUGGAGAACAAUCAACAGCAGCUGGGAAGCCAAGCAUGGAAAAGAAAAGCAUCGGACAACUAUGGGUGGAAGUAAGUGAUGAGGCAGGCAAAGGUCACACAUUUGCAGUAGCGCCACAGGGAUGAAUUCACGUUCCCAAAUCUUCCAAUGUUUCAUCAUUCUUUAUUCAUUGCUUAUCCCUCCUAGGCAUGUCGUUGCUACUCACUGCAAGACGUGUCAUUACUACUCACUCGUAGACAUGUCGUUGCUACUCACUCCUAAGCAUGUCGCUGCUACUCUCUCGUAGACAUGUCGUUGCUACUCACUGCUAGGCAUGUCGUUGCUAAUCAGCCUAGACCUGGCGUUGUUACUCACUCCUAUGCAUGUAGUUUCUACUCACUCCUAGACAUGUCAUUGUUAAUCACUCGCAGGCCAUAAUUUUCACUUUCUCAUUGUAUUAUCUCUAUUCUUUGAGAGCCUUACUAUUUUGCUUAUUUUCAUAGGACGCACUGCAGUAAAAAUGAAAAAUAAAUUUUAGAAAUAAACGAUUUUUAGUAAUACAAAAAUGAAACCUUUGUGUAGAAAAUGUUCUUUACUGACAUUUUUAAAAUGCAUUUCUUCAAUAAUUAUGACAUUAAUUUUUAGCUCUGAAAAUGCAGCGUUUCACAGAAAGCUGUUUGAACAAAAAAUUAGCAGGGAAAAAAAUCUAUAUGAUUCUAUUUAAUUUGUUCCAUCCAGCAGAAUUAUUUUAGGAAUAAUUUGCAAAGAUUUCUUAAAAAAUAUGCUUGAAUAUCAUGGAACAUAAGGGUUGUGUAAGUUGUGGAUAGAAGUUAAUACAAAUUAUAUUGUUAAAUCAAAUGUACUCUAUUUUAAAAUAGCACAACCUAAAUGCUAUUCAAACACUAGAUGGCGAAUGUAAAUUUACGUGUCAUGACUCUCAUUUUAAACACAUUUCUUUUUGCCUUUCAGCCCAUUUGCAAUACGUGCCAUCAACGAUCAGAUUCUACUGCUGGAACGGGCCUUUCUAAACCCCGAGGGUCUUCCUACACGGCCAUUGAAAAAGUAAGAUACAAACUCAGGAUAAAUUACAAUUAAAAAAAUCUUGAAAGUACGAUGCUCUUGUAGACUAGAAAACCGCAAAAUAUAUUUGCAAAAAAUCAGCGAAUUUAAAAGGAUGUUUAUAGGAAGAAUUGGUACAUAAUGAAACAACUUAAACUUAUUAAUGUAUUUCAAAUAAAUGUAGCCUGCCAGCUAUUUUUGGGAAGUCGAUUGUUAAGUAACGGUACUUAAAAUAGAAAAUGUAUCCAUUGUCGCUUGCAUAAAAACUUGCACUUGGUGUGAUUCCAUUGUUGUUUAUUGUAUGAUCCCGUAUUUGGAUGUUGCAUGCUUUAGUAGUUGAAUAUUGUAUACUUCCAUAGUUGCAUUUAGUUGUAUAUUUGAUGAUUCCGCCGCAGUUGUGCAUUUUAUGAUUCUGCCGUGGCUGUAGAUUGUAUGAUUCCUUCGUUGUAUAUUGUAUAAUCUCGAAGUAUAUACAAGAAUGUUACUAAAAUAUCCUUGUGGCUUCUUCACCAGACACAUGAUAUUUGCAGAGAAUGCAAACGACGCCUAUGCCGGCAGCAGCUAUCCAGGUCUCGUAGACCUACUUUUUGAGAUUGACAAAGAACCAGCGCGAUGGGAAAAAGUCAGACAGCACUUCUCAGCUAUAUUGCACACCAUCCAGUCGGCGGGUGCCUCACUUCGUGAGACCACGAGUUUCAUGUCCGAGACCUUGUAGAGUAGCAGCCUCUAAGCGAUGUCAAAGAAUGACCACGUUGAAAAUAAUUGGAGGUCUCACGGGAUCCAGGGACAUAAUUAACUAUAUUUAGUUUGUAACACACAAUGGCAUGUCGACAAGCAUAAAAAGUAAUACAACAAAAAAGUUGUGUGAUAGGAAACAUAAAAAAAAAAAAUUGAAAAAUCCAGUCUAAAUCUAUCUCUGCAUUUAUCAAAUGAAAUUAACUCCCCCCCCCUCCCUUUUCCAGAUAUAUCUGUGCUAGAAAAAAACAAAGCCUUUGUGUAUUUCAUUAAAUCCAAUGUAUUUAUUUCCAGAUUCUUUAAACAAGCUUCAAGAAAAUUAAUUUAAUUAAAUUGACUUUGGUGGCAAAUAUCUAAUUUAAAAUGUUUACGUUAUAUUUACAUAUUUUAAAAAUACACCUGAUUGAAUAGAUUUAUGUUGUAUAUUCCAUUGUGCGCUAAUUAAGACGUAAUUACUGGUAAUUUCAAUGUACUUUGUCAGAUGUGUGAUCAAUCCAACAAGACCAAAUACGGGACAACAGUUUGUGAUUAACUUUUUCUCACAACUAGUUUUAACUAUAGUAGUUUUAAAAUUUUGUUGGUCUUCAUAUAUUGGUUGUCAUUCACGUUAACAUUUGAAGAUCAAUGUGUACAUUUUAGUGUUAUGUCUUUUUUCUGUACCUUCUGUUUAUGUUUCAUAAAUUGUAAUUCCAAACCAAAGGCUCUAAGUCUGCAAUAGUAAGUGGACCCUAGAGUGUUCAAACCAAACGCUCUAAGUCUGCACCAGUAGUGGACCCUUGGGUGUUGCUCUACCAGUAGUGGACUGUUGUAUAUUUACAGUUGUUCUUAACUUCCGUGGAUUUCAAAGAAAACAUCGUGCUCAUUAACCUCAAACCAAAUUGUGGUACCGCUUACCAAGUUUUAACUCAUGGGUCACAUAGCAAUACAAAAGACGGCGCUUAUUCGUAACUCAUGGCUCACAUAGCAAUACAAAAGACGGCGCAUAUUCGUAACUCAUGGGUCACAUAGCAAUACAAAAGACGGCGCAUAUUCGUAACUCAUGGGUCACUUAGCAAUACAAAAGACGGCGCAUAUUCGUAACUCAUGGGUCACAUAGCAAUACAAAAGACGG